Messenger RNA from Lactuca virosa, 339 nucleotides. Lineage: Eukaryota; Viridiplantae; Streptophyta; Magnoliopsida; Asterales; Asteraceae. The record is from the annotation of a GenBank genome assembly.
AUGUUUGUUCAACAUACAGAAGCUAUGCUGGAUGACAUAGAGACGAUGGUAUUGGAACCUUAUUUCAUGUUUGCUUUUAAUCUUCUUGUUCUUCUUCUUUGGACAUUAACAUUGCUGAUCGAGUACAUUGAUGAAAUUUUCACCCACUACCAAAACAAGAGUUGCUUUAAGGGACACAGAGGCAGAGAGAAACCUGCAACAAAGUUGGAUUAUGCUGGAAUCAACACCAAAAAGCAGAAAUAAUAUUAAAUCCCCCCUUAAACUUUUGCUUCGCUGACCGAAAGAGCCAUCACCUAAUAUACAACUUUAAUCGACGAAAUACAAAUGGAAUCAAAGACC